Syzygium oleosum is the source of this 895-nucleotide messenger RNA. RefSeq lists its product as uncharacterized. NCBI's taxonomy places the organism in Eukaryota, Viridiplantae, Streptophyta, Magnoliopsida, Myrtales, Myrtaceae. The transcript has a single exon. The record is from RefSeq and is a predicted model, not a curated record. The coding region runs from base 119 to 769 and encodes 216 amino acids.
CAGCACAACCAGGACUUCUCAACAUUCUCAGCCUUCUCAGUUCUCACAUCUCCAAUUCCUUUAGCAAAGCAAAAAACUCAAAAAUCACAAACCAGCUCCCCUACAAGACCAUCUAGCAAUGGCAGAGAAGAACCAGAACCAAUACCAACCACCCGAAUCGAACGGCUUUCGCCGGAACGAUCAAGAAUCGCUUCAUACCAUGGAGGAUGUGGAGGCCAAGCGCAAGAAGAGGAUGAAAUGGACGAUCGGCAUCAUCGCCUUCGUCAUCUUUCAGGUAGUCCAAGCUCUCUUCUUUGUCCUGGUCAUCAUGAAGUUCAAGUCCCCCAAGUUCAGAGUCAGCGACUUUGCCGUCCAGACUCUGAACGUUGGGACUCAGGCAUCACCUUCGUUCGAUAUGAGCUUCGUUGCUCCGAUCCGAGUCAAGAACACCAAUUGGGGUCCCUUCAAGUACGACGCCUCCACCGUUGACUUCACUUAUGGAGGUGUCCAGGUGGGACAAGUGAUCAUUCCAAAAAGCAAGGCCAACUUCAAGUCCACCAAGAAGAUCGACAUGAAUGUGGCUUUGAGCUCUGCCAAUUUACCCAGCAGUAUUAAUUUGAAUCUAGGGAGCGACUUGAACUCGGGGGUCAUAACAUUGAACAGUCAAGGCGAGCUUAAAGGAAAGAUCACAGUCAUGUUCAUAUUCAAGAAGACGAAGAUCUCGCAAAUGAAUUGCACCAUGGCAAUCAGUACCUCGACAAAGGCGGUCCAAUCCUUGUCGUGUAAAUGAGGAUAGUGAGUGUGAUUCUCCGUGAUUCAUGCUUUGUGAGCCCGCUCAAAUAUUUUCUUUCCACAAAUUUUCCGUGGAUUAAAUAGCGAAAUUCAUUUAUUUCUAUCUUAUAGUUGAUUGGGGUUA